AGUCGGAUGACUUUUACUGAUGGACACGUUUCCUGAACAGCGUUUGCAGCAUGAAGAAGGAGCAAGUUGUAAACUGUCAGUUCUCCGUUUGGUAUCCGAUAUUUAAGAAACACACGAUAAAAAGUAUAAUUCUUCCUUUGCCAAAGAAUGUAAUAGAUUAUUUACUGGACGAUGGAACACUGGUAGUCUCUGGAAGUGAUCAGAACACGCAGUCGAUACAAACGACCAACAGCGACUCAGAUGCAGAGGAAGAUGUUCAGUGGUCAGACGAUGAAACAACCACCACAGUCACUGCUCCCGAGUUCCCAGAAUUCACCUCCGAAGUGCUGGAGGCCAUAAACUCCCUGGGCGGGGGCGUCUUCCCCAAACUCAACUGGAGCGCCCCUCGGGAUGCGAACUGGAUCGCUCUGAACAGCUCGCUGGAGUGCCGCAGCCUCAGCGAUAUAUUUCUGCUCUUUAAAAGCUCCGACUUCAUCACUCACGACCUCACGCAGCCGUUCUUUCAGUGCAGUGACCAGGACUCCCCUGAUCCACUCAUCAAAUACGAGCUGGUCCUGAGGAAGUGGAGCGAGCUGAUUCCUGGUGGAGAGUUCCGCUGCUUCGUCAAAGAAAACAAGCUGAUCGCCAUCUCCCAGAGAGACUACACACAGUUUUACCACCACAUCCCGAAGCAGGAGGAGCUCAUCUCUCAGGCCGUUCAGGACUUCUUCAGCCAGCACAUCCAGUACAACUUCCUGGACGAAGACUUUGUGUUUGACGUCUACAGAGACUGCCAGGGGAGGGUGUGGCUCAUCGACCUGAACCCAUUUGGAGAGGUGACGGACUCGCUGUUGUUUCGUUGGGACGAGCUGACGUCAGGCGGAGAAAUCGCCCAACGGCAGCAGCAGGAGCACCCAGUCUUUCGUUACACCACGAGCGAGGUGACGGUGCAGCCCAGUCCCUGCCUGAGCUACAGAAUCCCUCGGGACUUCGUGGACCUCUCCACCGGUGAAGACGCCUACAAACUCAUCGACUUCCUCAAACUGAAGAAAAACCAGCAGGAAGAGUCCGAGGAGGACGAGGAGAAUACUGUACCGUGACAUCAGCUCUUCGUGUAACGUGUGCAUGAAUUGUUGAGCUUCUGUUCCUUUUUUUGUUUGUUUUUUCUUGGAACGCUUGUACGGCAGCUUCCGUGAGACUGCCGGAACCUGUUAUUAAAUCAUGUCACUCCUUAAGGAUGGACAUUUCUCUCCAGUCUUUCCCCUUCCUGUGAGACGGACCUCUGCGGAGUUGAAUGAAGCGUGCGGAGGGGCCGUGUUAUUAAAAUACUGUAAAACAAAAACUGAUUUUAUAUGUUGAACUAAGUAUUGAUCGAUUACAAACGAUACUGUUUAGUUUCUCUGCUCUUAAAAUGUAUUGGACACAAACACGCAGCUACAGUUAGCACACUUCACUGCUUCCAGGCUCCUUUUUUUGUGUCUUGUUUUUGUUUUUUUUCCCCAUCAUGCAUCACUUUGGACAUUUGCUCCCACCCCAACAAAACCCCAUUAAACUCCUUGUCAUGUAUCGAGCGGCUGUCAGUCCGGUGGGUGCAGUAAACCAGCGCACAAGAAAUUGAUUGUGCCUUUUACGCAACAGUUCUCAUUACGCUGGGAGCUAAAUGAGUUGUGUGAACGCGGCGGCGCGGGGCAGUUCAUUAUUAUUAUUUUUUCGAACUGGAUUGAUGGCACAAUUAUACGGAGAUGGAGAGUGCCACUGUGCUGAGAGUUGCAGCUCCCCGGGUGAACUGUGGACAGGAAGCGAUGCAAGGCACAGAGUGUGUGAAAAUGAAAUCACACUGUUAUGAGGGAGGCGGCCUGCUUUGACUUGGAGACAG
This is a messenger RNA of Nematolebias whitei (Rio pearlfish), 1855 nucleotides long. It is a transcript of the gene cdc123, whose product is annotated as cell division cycle 123 homolog (S. cerevisiae). Gene Ontology annotation, cellular component: cytoplasm. The record is from RefSeq and is a predicted model, not a curated record. The transcript has 13 exons. The coding region runs from base 51 to 1079 and encodes 342 amino acids. NCBI's taxonomy places the organism in Eukaryota, Metazoa, Chordata, Actinopteri, Cyprinodontiformes, Rivulidae.